Molecule: messenger RNA, 1349 nt
Organism: Cyprinus carpio (common carp)
Lineage: Eukaryota; Metazoa; Chordata; Actinopteri; Cypriniformes; Cyprinidae
Gene: lgals3b
Product: lectin, galactoside binding soluble 3b
Exons: 6
Coding region: 65-787 (240 amino acids)
Biological process (GO): monocyte chemotaxis; macrophage chemotaxis; positive chemotaxis
Cellular component (GO): immunological synapse; nucleus
Molecular function (GO): carbohydrate binding; IgE binding; laminin binding
Source: RefSeq, a predicted model, not a curated record
CCAUAUUCCCCUUGCUUCUACAUAGCAGCACCUGUGUGACACCAACUGCACAAAUACAGACAUCAUGGAUCUUUCAGAUGCCCUUGACUUCUCACAGCAAAAUAAUCAGCAGGCAGGAGGCCCAGUAUGGCCCGGCCAACCAGCCAACCCCACCUGGCCUGGUCAGCCUGCUAACCCCACCUGGCCUGGUCAGCCUGCUAACCCCACCUGGCCUGGACAGCCUGCUAACCCCACCUGGCCUGGACAGCCAAACCAACCAGCAUGGCCUGGACAGCCUGGACAGCCUGGGCAGCCUACAGCUCCUGGGUGGCCUGGACCUGCACCACCAACCGGCCCUUAUGGUGCUCCUGGCCAAGCUCCAAGAGCACUAACUGUGCCAUUUGACCUGCCGCUACAAAGUGGGAUCUAUAACAAGAUGCUCAUCACCAUCGUUGGAGAGGUCAAACCUAACGCUAAACAUUUCACAGUUAAUUUGAACAGAGGCAACGACAUUGCGUUUCAUCUAAACCCUCGCUUCAAUGAAGACGGAAGGCAAGUGAUUGUACGAAACAGCUUGAUUGGAAACCAGUGGGGCAAAGAAGAGCGCGAGCUCCCCUUCUUCCCUUUUGUCCAAGGAAAGCCUUUUGAGCUGAAGAUCUUAUGCACUGACACUGAAUUCAAAGUGGCUGCGAACAAAUCGCACCUUCUGGAAUUCAAACAUCGGAUCCGUGAUCUCAACCAGAUCAGAGCUCUUAGUAUCUUCAGUGAUGUCACCCUCAGCUCUGUAAAUGUGGAGACACUGCAGUGAAAUCAUACUGCAGAUUCUGUCAUAGACAAGUCUUUUAACAAUGAUAUGUGAUGAUCUAUUCAACCACAUGGGCAAAUAAUUUUACCUCCAGUAAUCAUCUUUUUUUAAAACACUGUGUGUCAGUAAGAGUUUAUAUUUCCUACAGAUGUCAAUGCUGUAAUUCUGUACCUCUAGGUGGGCCUGUUACUAUCCAGGAAGGGUUAGAUUGUGAUAAGGGUCAGUGAGAAAUAUGAAGUACCACUGAUUAUACACUUGCAAAGUCUGCUACAAUUAUGAAGCUACACAGAAUAAUGGUGGUGGUCAUAGUAGGGAAUCUGAUAUUGGCCAAUCAAGAAUAGUGCGUAAUUAAUAUGAAAUUAGAACUGGAAUAAAAUAGGAUUCUAUGAUUUGUAACCAGUGCCAAAAGAUGAUUCUUCUUGGUUUAAUGAUCCCAUGAUUGAAGAAACAAACAUAUGUAAACACUGAGUUGUGUGCAUGUAAUUACAAUCCUCUGUGAGACCUGUGUAUUACACUUUUACUGCCAGCUCCUAAUAUAAAUAAAAUAACAGCAGCGUAAACUGAA